Messenger RNA from Paramuricea clavata, 2200 nucleotides. Lineage: Eukaryota; Metazoa; Cnidaria; Anthozoa; Malacalcyonacea; Plexauridae. The record is from the annotation of a GenBank genome assembly.
CUACGGGAAUAAUCCCAGCUCCUACGAUCGGCGACCACGAUGCAGUUUUUGCCUGUGUAAACGUUCGUGUGCGCCGUUUUCAACCUAGAUACAAAUGGAUACGACUGGAGAGGAAAUUUGUAACCGAAGAAUUUCUUCAAGACUCCGCUAACCUACCGUUUUCCGUAAUAUAUGGAUUAGAAUCACCCGACGACAUGGUAAAUGCACUCAACACUUUGUUUAGUGAAUCUAUAGAGAGACACGCUCCAUUAAAAAGAAUCAAGUUAACACGCCCCCCUGCACCAUGGAUGAAUGCAAAUGAAAUACGAAAACUACAGGCGGAUCGGGACAGACUGCGCUUUGAAGCUCACAAAGCCAACAGUGAUGAUUCUUGGAAGGCCUUUCGAGAAGUUCGCAACAAGAUAAAGUCUGUUAUUAAUAAAACAAAACGAAACUUUAUUAAAACUGCUCUUUCUUCUAACAGACCAAAGGAGGUAUGGAGAAUGAUACACCGUAUUCUCCACCCUAAUAAGAAGCCUCUUCACGCAGAUCCAGAUAAACUCAAUGACUAUUUUAUUAAUACGAACGAAAGGACAUUAGGAACCAAGCCAGCUGCACUAUCAGAUUUACUUGAAUUCAUUGAUUCUCUUUCCGAUAGUACAACGCCACAGCAAUCAUUCUCUUUACGACCCGUUUCGCAUCGUGAGGUGUUGUGCGAGAUUGACAAACUCCGCUCAGACACAUCUACUGGUAUUGAUAAUAUACCGGUUAAGUUUGUAAAACUGGCGAGAGAACAUCUGGCGGGUCCUUUACAAUACAUAAUAAACAAUUGUAUUGCUAGGUCGGCCUUUCCAGAAGCGUGGAAAAUUGCAAGAAUAUCGCCCAUCCCUAAAAUAGAUCAACCUUUGUGUGAGGCGGACUAUAGACCUGUCUCAAUUUUGCCGGCGUUAUCAAAGGUAUUUGAGCGGCUUGCAUUGUUUUAAAUCAGAUGAUUGCGUAUAUUGAAGAAAGGGUGCUUCUUGGAGCUACGAUAUCUGGAUUUCGAAAAGGGCAUUCGACAACAACUGUGUUGCUGGGUAUUCGAGACGCGUUGAUUCGAGCAUCAAAGAAAGGAGAGGUAACUCUAAUGGUUUAUGCAGACUAUAGCAAAGCUUUUGAUACUGUACAGUUCAGGUGUGUUCUGACUAAAAUGCAUGGAUUGGGUUUUUCAAAAUCAUUUCUGCACUGGAUGAUUAACUAUCUUACAAAUAGACAACAGUUGGUACAAAUCAACGAUAGUAAAUCUAGUCUUCUUACCGUACAAUUUGGCGUACCACAAGGCUCAGUUCUUGGACCGGCGAUUUUCAAUCUAUACGUCGCUGAUUUACAGGAAAAGCUUCAACUACCUUGCUAUCAAUAUGCGGACGAUACAUCGUUUUAUACCCAUUCAAAAGUAUGUGAUCUAGACUCGGCUGUAAAAGACGUUAAUGAUGCUAUAGUGCGAUUGGUCGAUUAUUCUCAAUGCUCUAAUUUGGCACUGAAUUCUUCCAAAACUGACUGGAUGCUAGUUUCCACACCUCAGAUGGCGCGUGCUCAUGAUCUGGGUGACCGUACGUUUAGUAUUAAAUGUGGGGACAAAUUCCUUGAACGAAUAAAAUGUAAAAAUCUUCUAGGAAUUUAUUUGAACGAGCAUCUUUCAUGGUCUUCACAUAUCGACUAUUUGCUAACUUCUUGUUAUGGAAUACUAGCAGUGUUGAAAAAGCUGAAGAAUUUGACGCCUUUCCAUGUGAGAAAAACACUGGUUGAAAGCCUUGUGCUUUCCAAAAUUGACUAUGCUAGUCCUGUAUUCCACCCAUUGCCAAUAUACCAACAAAAACGACUUCAACGCCUCCAAAAUUCAUGCGCGGGUUUUGUGUUAAGGAGAUUUGCAAGACAGGAAGACCUUGCCACCUUGAAUUGGCUAAACAUUAGUAAAAGGAUGGAUUUUAAUAUUUUAAAAUUAGCAUAUAAAGCUUUACAUGACGAUUCUUUUCCAGAAUAUUUAAGAUUAUCGCUACAUUGCGUUAAUGCAUAUAGUCUAAGAUCAUCUUCUGCACCUGUCCUGGAUAUUCCCAAGGAGUCAGGAACAUUUCAAGACUCAGCAGCCUCCAUUUUUAAUAAGCUUCCGGAAGAAAUCAGGAAUAUUAACAAUUAUAGAACUUUCUGUCGUUGUAUAAAAAAACAUUUUAAAAACAGUGAAUGA